Molecule: messenger RNA, 6074 nt
Organism: Panthera uncia (snow leopard)
Lineage: Eukaryota; Metazoa; Chordata; Mammalia; Carnivora; Felidae
Gene: TERB2
Product: telomere repeat binding bouquet formation protein 2
Exons: 7
Coding region: 2187-2834 (215 amino acids)
Biological process (GO): meiotic attachment of telomere to nuclear envelope; homologous chromosome pairing at meiosis
Cellular component (GO): nuclear inner membrane
Source: RefSeq, a predicted model, not a curated record
AGUUUCUGAAGGUAUAUAUCUAAUAAAUGCUAACAUAGGGUAUGCACAUCUUCAAGUAAGGAGUGCUGAAUUGUUGGUCAAAGUGACUGCCAAUUUACAUUCCCACUCCAAGUGGGAGUUCCCAUUACUAUAUGUCUUUGCUAACUCAAUUUUUAUCAGUAAAGUGGGUACAUAACGGUAUCUUGUAGUUUUAGUUUGCAUUUCCCUAAUUGUCCCCGUGGUUGAGAAUAUUUUUCUAAGUUUACUGGCCACUUAAUUUUCUUCUAUGAAAUGUCUAUUCAGGUGUUUGCCCAUAUUUUCCAUUGUGCUGUUUGUCUCAUUGAUUCAUAGGGUUACGUUUGUGUUCUAGGUACCCAUCCUUUGUUGGUUAUUCAUACUGCAAAUAUCUUCUUUUUAUUUGUUGUAAUUUUUGAAAUGUUUAUUUGAGAGAGAGAGAGCACCAGUGGAGGAGGGGCAGAGAGAGAGGGAGACACAGAAUCCGAAGCAGGCUCCAGGCUCUGAGCUGUCAGCAGAGCCUGACGCGGGGCCCGAACUCACAAACCACGAGAUCGUGACCUGAGCUGAAGCCAGAUGCUUAACCGACUAGGCCACCCAGCCACCCCGAUUAUACUGCAAAUAUCUUCUAAUGGUUAAUACUUGUGUCUGUUAAAAAAUUAUUCUCAAAAAAAAAAAAAAAAUUAUUCUCUACUCAGAGGACCAAGAGGUAUUCUCCCGUUUUAUUCAUAUGUUUUAAAAAGUUUUGCCUUUCCUAUUUAAAUGCUUAAUAGUUCAGUCAACUAGAAAGUACGAAAUAAACAUUACCAUGCGCCUAACACAAUGAUUUCAAUAUAUAUAAAGAAAAAAUUAACAAGAAAUCCAUAAAUCCACAAAGGAGAUUUUAAUAUGCUCCAUUUAGUCAUUGGCAGAAAAAUGUGACAAUAUGAUGAAUAAACUUGACCCAAUGAACAUAUGCAGAAUGCUGUACCCAACACUCAGAUAGAAUAUUCUUUGCAAACACAAACAUAACACUGACCAUACACUUCAAUCAUAAGGGAAAUUUCAACAAAUUUCAAAGGAUUAUAAGCAUAUAGGCCAUAUUCUUUUAUCUUAAUGCAUUUAAACCAGGAAUCAUUAACAAUAGCUAACUAAAUAAAUAAUCACGUGUUUGGAAACUUUAAAGUAUUUUAAAUAACCCAUGGGUCAGAUAACAUAUUAGAAGGCUGAAAAUAUGUUGAAUUGAACAAUAAAAAUGACAUCUUGAAAACUGUGGCACGGCACACAGUUUUAAGGAAAUUUAUAGCCUUAUCUGCACAUAUUAGGAAAUAAAAGAAUGAAAAUCACUCCUCUUUCAAGAAAUUAAUAGAACAGCAAUUUAAAACCAAAGAAAUUAUAAAAACAGAAAUUAAUGGCAUAGAGAAGAAACACAUAAAAGAGUAUCAACAAAGAGCCACAAGUUUGUUCUUUGAAAAGGCUAAUAAUAUUGACAAACUUCUGGUGAGACUAAGAAAUAAAAAGGCACAAAUAGCUAAUAACAGAAAUGAAUAAGGAACCAUUGUUACAGAACCUGCAGGCAUUAAAAAAGAUAGUAAAAUGUUUUAUAGGCUUUAUAUCAGUAUUUUUGAGAGUUUAGAUUUAAUGGACCCAACACCAGGAAAAUAGAGUUUAUCAAAAGUGAUGCAAGGAAGCGAAGUGUGGUGGUGGUGGAAACUGUAAAAGAAAAACAUAAUUUUGAAAAAACCGGAAAUUUCGGCACCGGUGAAAUUUGACAAUAUUAAAGAAUUACUAUUUUUAAGUGUGAUAAUGGUAUUGUGGUUUUGCUUUUUUGAAACUCCUUAUCUUUAGAGAUUGUAACUGAAACACUUAUAAAUGAAAUGAUACAAUGAGUUUUGCUGCAAAAUAACGCUUGAUGCCACAGAACCUGUGCCCAUGCCUGUAACAAUAGCACAAUAACUUGAAUACUGAGGGUUUAAAACUCACCAACGUGACUAGGCGCUCUCCGCAAUGUCAGGGGAAAGCUGAACGGUCUCUCCACAGCCCCAGAGCCGGUCAGCGCUCCAGCAGUGCCAGCCAGACUCCUCACCUUCUUGCCGCAGGCUUUUCCCGCCCAUUACUCUGAGAACCAAUCAUUGAGCGUGGCUUUGCACCUCGGACCAAUCAGCGAUCCCCGGUAGGCCCCGCCCCCACAUCCCCGAAAGCAGCCGGACGCCAUGUUUCAAGGGCAGCGGGGUUGGUUCUGCCGCAGCGUCGGCGGAGAACUGAGGCAGUUCUGGGUGGCCGAAGGGGGCUCCAUCAGUGACCCAAGGGCCGCCGACUUCCUGUUCAGCUGUGAUGCCUCCCACCCAGACACGCUGAGGAUAUAUCAGAGCCUUGAUUACAUAGAAGAUAACGCUACAGUUUUUCAUGCCUACUAUCUCUCCGCAGUGGCUAAUGCUGAAGUAAAAAAUUCGGUGGCUUUAGGUCACUUCAUUCUUCCUCCUGCAUGCCUGCAAAAAGAAAUAAGAAGAAAACUUGGUAAUUUUAUUUGGGAACAAGAUCAACAUUUUCAGAUAGAAAAGCAUGAUGAAGUAACACCAAAGGAAACUGAGGACCUUAAGGAAAGCAGUGAACUAGCAAUAUAUCACAAAAAAGAACUAUCCAAAAGCAGAGAAAAGCAUUUUAUAAGGACUCCAGUUACGGAAAAGCAGAUGUACUUCCCUCUUCAGAAUUAUCCAGUGAACAACAUGGUAACAGUACAAAAAGAUCAAGAUCAUGCCAUGCGUAUUUUCAGACCACAACACUAUGAAACACUAAACAUUUGGAAAGAUAGCAAAUACUUGGAGACUAAAGAACAUCCUACUAAAGAACGAAUUGGCUAACCAAGAAGUUAAAGAGGAAAUUAAAAAGUACAUGGGAGCCAAUGAAAAUGAUAACACUACAGCCCAAAACCUCUGGGACGCAGCAACGGCGGUCAUAAGAGGGAAGUAUAUAGCAAUCCAGGCCUUCCUAAAGAAGGAAGAAAGGUCACAGAUACACAACCUAACCUUGCACCUUAAAGAGCUAGAAAAAGAACAGAAAAAACAAAAACAAAAACAAAAACAAAAACAAAAACCCAAACCAGCAGAAGACAGGAAAUAAAGAUUACAGCAGAAAUCAAUGCUAUUGAAACAAAAAAACCCAGGAGAACAGAUCAAUGAAACCAGAAGCUGGUUCUUUGACAGAAUUAACAAAAUUGAUAAACCACUAGCCAGUUUGAUCAAAAAGAAAAAGGAAAGGACCCAAAUAAAUAAAAUCAAGAAUGAAAGGGAGAGAUCACAACCAACACAGCAGAAAUAAAAACAAUUAUAAGAGAAUAUUAUAAGCAAUUAUAUGCCAAUAAAAUGGGCAAUCUGGAAGAAAUGGACAAAUUCCUAGAAACAUAUACACUAUCAAAACUGAAACAGGAAGAAAUAGAAAAUUUGAACAGACCCAUAACCAGUAAAGAAAUCAAAUUAGUAAUCAAAAAUCUCCCAAAAAACAAGAGUCCAGAGCCAGAUGGCUGUCCAGGGGCAUUCUACCAAACAUUUAAGGAGGAGUUAACACCUAUUCUCUUGAAGCUGUUCCAAAAAAUAGAAAUGGAAGAAAAACUUACAAACUCUUUCUAUGAAGCCAGCAUUACCUUGAUUCCAAAACCAAAGCCCCCAGUAAAAAGGAGAACUAUAGACCAAUUACCUUGAUGAACAUGGAUGCAAAAAUACUCAAGAUAUUAGCCAACCAGAUCCAAUAAUAUAUUUAAAAAAUUAUUCACCACGACCAAGUGGGAUUUAUACCUGGGAUGCAGGGCUGGUUCAAUAUCCACAAAACAAUCAAUGUGGUUCAUCAAAUUAAUAAAAGAAAGGACAAGAACCACAUGACCCUCUCAAUAGAUGCAGAGAAAGCAUUUGACCAAAUACAGCAUCCCGUCUUGAUAAAAACUUGUAAGAAAGUAGGGAUAGAAGAAUUAUACCUCAAGAUCAUAACAGCCAUAUAUGAAAGACCCACCCCUAAUAUCAUCCCCAAUGGGGAAAAACUGAGAGCUUUCCCCCCAAGGUCAAGGACAAGACAGGGACGUCCACUUUCACCACUGUUAUUCAACAUAGUAUUGGAAGUCUUAGCCUCAGCAAUCAGACAUGAUUGAGAAAUAAAAAGAAAUAAAAGGCAUCCAAAUCGGCCAGGAGGACGUGAAACUUUCACUCUUCACAGAUGACAUGGUACUCUAUAUGGAGAACCCAAAAGAUUCCACCAAAAAACUGCUAGAACUGAUCCAUGAAUUCAGCAAAAGGCAGAAUAUAAAAUCAAUGCACAGAAAUUGGUUGCAUUCCUAUACACCAACAAUGAAGAAACAGAAAGAGAAAUCAAGGAAUCGAUCCCAUUUACAAUUGCACCAAAAACCAUAAAAUACCUAGGAAUAAAUCUAACCAAAGAGGUGAAAAAUCUAUACACCAAAAACUAUAGAAAGCUUAUGAAAGAAAUUGAAGAAGACACACACAAAAAAAUGGAAAAAGAUUCCAUGCUCCUGGAUAGGAAGAACAAAUAUUGUUAAAAUGUCAAUACUACCCAAAGCAAUCUACAUAUUCAAUGCAAUCCCUAUCAAAAUAAUACCAGCAUUCUUCACAGAGCCAGAACAAAUAAUUCUAAAAUUUGUAUGGAAUCAGAAAAGACCCAGAAUAGUCAAAGCAAUCUUGAAAAAGAAAACCAAAGCUGGUUUCACAAUCCCAGACUUCAAGCUGUAUCACAAAGCUGUAAUCAUCAAGACAGUAUGGUACUGGCACAAGAACAGACACUCAGAUCAAUGGAACAGAAUAGAGAACCCAGAAAUGGACCCACAAAUGUAUGGCCAACUAUCUUUGACAAAGCAGGAAAGAAUAUCCAAUGGAAUAAAGACAGUCUCUUCAGCAAGUGGUGCUGGGAAAACUGGAUGGUGACAUGCAGAAGAAUGAACCUGGACCACUUUCUUACACCAUACACAAAAAUAAACUCAAAAUGGAUGAAAGACCUCAAUGUAAGACAGGAAGCCAUCAAAAUCCUCAAGGAGAAAGCAGACAAAAACCUCUUUGACCUUGGCCACAGCAACUUCUUACUCAACACGUCUCUGGAGGCAAGGGACACAAAAGCAAAAUAAACUAUUGGGACCUCAUGAAAAUAAAAGGCUUCUAAACAGCAAAGGAAACAAUCAGCGAAACUAAAAGGUAACCUGUGGAAUGGGAGAAGAUAUUUGCAAAUGACAUAUCAGAUAAAGGGUUAGUAUCCAAAAUCUAUAAAGAACUUAUCAAACUCAACACCCAGAAAACAAAUAAUCCAGUGAAGAAAUGGGCAAAAGACAUGAGUAGACACUUCUCCAAAGAACACAUCCAGAUGGCCAACCGACACAGGAAAAAAUGCUCAACAUCACUCAUCAUCAGGGACAUACAACUCAAAACCACAAUGAGAUACCACCUCACACCUGUCAGAAUGGCUAACAAGUCAGGCAACAACAGAUUUUGGCGAGGAUGCAGAGAAAGAGGAUUUCUUUUGCACUGCUGGUGGGAAUGCAAACUGGUGCAGCCACUCUGGAAAACAGUAUGGAGGUUCCUCAAAAAAUUAGAAAUAGAACUACCCUGUGACCCAGCAAUUGCACUACUACGUAUUUAUCCAAGGGAUACAGGUGUGCUGUUUCGAAAGGGGCUCAUACACCCCAGUGUUUAUAGUAGCACUACCAACAAUAGCCAAAGUAUGGGAAGAGCCCAAAUGUCCAUCGAUGGAUGAAUGGAUAAAGAAGAUGUGGUAUAUACAUAUACAAUGGAGUAUUACUCAGCAAUCAAAAAGAAUGAAAUGUUGCCAUUUGCAACUAUGUGGAUGGAACUAGAGGGUAGUCAGUCAGAAAAAGACAAAUAUCAUAUGACUUCACUCAUAUGAGGACUUUAGGAUACAAAACAGAUGAACAUAAGGGAAGUGAAGCAAAAAUAAUAUAAAAACAAGGAAGGGAAUGAAAACAUAAGAGACUCAUAAAUAUGGAGAACAAACAGAGGGUUGCUGGAGGGGUUGUGGGAGGGGGAUGGGCUAAAGGGGUAAGGGGCAUUAAGGAAUCUACUCCUGAAAUCAUUGUUGCACUAUAUGCUAAC